AUGCGCCAUAAUCGCUUCAACGGUGUAAUAGGACAGUCUAGAACAAAUGUUGACUUCCCCAAUUUACACAUUCUUGAUUUGUCUUUCAACAAUUUCACUGGUGAGAUUCCAGCUUUGUUUCCAGAUAUUACUGUAAACAAGUCAACAUACAUGUACGCAGAAGUAGGCUAUAAAGUCAAUGGUUUUGAUGUUGGGCGGAGUGUUUCUUGCUCAAUCACAUUAGCAAUUAAAGGUUUGGAUUUGUACUAUUCGAAGAUUCUAGAAGGCUUUGCAGCGAUUGAUAUCUCAAGCAACAAAUUUGAAGGUUCUAUUCCAUCAUCCUUGGGGAACUUAAGGAAACUUGAAUCGUUGGACCUUUCGCAAAACAAGCUCUCAGGGCAGAUCCCCCAACAACUGACGCAGCUUUCAUUCCUUGAGAACGUUAAUGUGUCUCACAACAAUCUCACCGGUCCUAUACCGCAAGGUACCGAACUUACUUCCUUCAAUAGCUCUUCUUAUGAGGGAAAUCUUGGAUUGUGUGGAGAUCCAUUACCAAACAAAUGCGGAAAUCAAGAGGCCCCUCAACGGCCACCUUCAACUGAAGAAGAUAAUGGUUCAGGCUCAACUGGAAUGGUUGAAUUUGAUUUGAAAUUUGUUUUGGCUGGAAUUGGAAGUGGGUUUGUAGUGGGAGUUGUUCUCGCGGAUGUUGUGAUCACAAGAAGGCAGGAGUUGUUUCUUAGGGUCGUUGGAAUGGUGAGGCUAAUGAUAUGGAAAAAGUAGAGUGGGGGAUGCAGAAGUAUUGUUUGUUAUAAGUUCAUGCCUUUGGAGUUGUUUUCUUGUUUUUGCUUCUCCU
Molecule: messenger RNA, 832 nt
Organism: Prunus avium (sweet cherry)
Lineage: Eukaryota; Viridiplantae; Streptophyta; Magnoliopsida; Rosales; Rosaceae
Source: RefSeq, a predicted model, not a curated record